AUGACAGUGUUGUUCAAGGAGAAGGCACACGCGCCCAUGAUGACACGGUUCCUCAGCCUGUUCCCAGGUCUUGGAUAUGCGGCAGGCUACAAGGUGCUGCAGCGCAUCUACAAAUACGGUGGCCAGCCAUACUUUAAUGACUACCUGACGAAGCAUCACAAGCAACAGUUUGAGAGUGUGUUUGGAGAACGAACGGGCAAAUUCAUGAUGAAUGCAACAGCUGGUUCGCUGACGGGUAUUGGUGAAAUUGUGCUCUUGCCACUGGAUGUGCUAAAGAUCAAGCGGCAGACAAAUCCAGAGGCAUUCCGUUCGCGCGGCUUCGUGCGGAUUCUGCUGGACGAAAAUGUGAAUUUGUACCGUGGCUGGGGCUGGACAGCUGCGCGAAAUGCACCAGGUUCCUUUGCGCUCUUUGGUGGCAGUGCAUUCACAAAGGAAUACUUGUUUGGUCUUAAGAACUACUCGGAUGCUACGUGGACACAGAAUUUUGUUGCUAGUAUCGCUGGAAGUAUCGCCAGUAUUACGGUGGCGGCGCCAUUGGACGUUGUCAAGACACGUAUCCAGAAUGCCAACUUCGAGUCCAAGGUUGGAGGCGUUGCUAUUAUUCGCGAUAUGAUCAAGAACGAAGGCUUCACAGCCUUCUUCAAAGGCCUCACGCCCAAAGUCCUUGUUACUGCGCCCAAGUUGGUGUUCUCUUUCACACUUGCACAGUCGCUGAUCCCAUGGUUUGGCAAGUACGUCUAA
Molecule: messenger RNA, 741 nt
Organism: Malassezia globosa CBS 7966
Lineage: Eukaryota; Fungi; Basidiomycota; Malasseziomycetes; Malasseziales; Malasseziaceae
Exons: 2
Coding region: 1-741 (246 amino acids)
Cellular component (GO): mitochondrion
Molecular function (GO): guanine nucleotide transmembrane transporter activity
Source: RefSeq, a predicted model, not a curated record